Gracilinanus agilis (Agile Gracile Mouse Opossum) is the source of this 9171-nucleotide messenger RNA. It is a transcript of the gene PRUNE2, whose product is annotated as prune homolog 2 with BCH domain. Bases 49 to 9171 code for a protein of 3040 amino acids. The transcript has 19 exons. Gene Ontology annotation, molecular function: pyrophosphatase activity. Gene Ontology annotation, biological process: apoptotic process. NCBI's taxonomy places the organism in Eukaryota, Metazoa, Chordata, Mammalia, Didelphimorphia, Didelphidae. Gene Ontology annotation, cellular component: cytoplasm. The record is from RefSeq and is a predicted model, not a curated record.
ACUGUGGGGAAAGGCUGAAGUGUUUUUCUUUUAUGUUGACAACUAAAAAUGACUGUCUUUAAUUUGCAUUUGUUUCAGAAUCGGAGCAAACGCUUGGAAAAAGUCCAUGUGGUUAUUGGACAUAAGUCGUGUGAUCUGGAUUCACUUAUUUCUGCAUUCACCUAUGCUUACUUUCUAGAUAAGGUCAGUCCUCCUGGUGUUCUGUGUUUGCCAGUGCUAAACAUACCAAGAACAGAAUUUAACUACUUUACUGAGACCAGGUUUAUUUUAGAAGAGCUAAAUAUUUCUGAAUCAUUCCAUAUCUUCCGAGAUGAGAUUAAUCUACAUCAUCUAAAUGAGGAAGGGAAGUUAUCACUAACACUUGUUAACAACAAUGUCCUAUCCAGUGAGGAUAAAACUUUAGAAUCUGCUGUUGUCAAAGUCAUUAAUCCAUCUGAAGGAUGUGACACCAGCUUGGAGUUGCAGGAGUCUUCUUCCUCCCUUGUGGCAAAAGAGAUUCUUCGGGAGGCCCCUGAGUUAGUCACUGAACAACUGGCUCAUCUCCUCAGAGGGAGUAUUCUUUUUAACUGGAUGGCCAUGGAUUCUGAGAAGAUGUCAGAGAAACAGGAAGAAAUUCUUUCCAUUCUAGAAGAGAAAUUUCCUGACUUGCCUCCAAGAGAAGACAUUAUCAGUGUUCUGCAAGAGACCCAAUGCAGUGCUCAGGGUUUAAGUAUUGAACAGACAAUAUUGAAGGAUCUAAAGGAAUUGUCAGAUGGAGAAAUAAAAGUAGCAAUUAGUACUGUGUACAUGACCCUUGAGGACUGCAUGUUUCAUAAAAACAUGGCUACUGACCUGAAGAUUUUCACAGAGAAGUAUGGCUUUGAUGUACUUAUCCUUUUGGCCAGUUACUUAUCAGAUGAACAACAGACAAGACGACAGAUAGCUGUAUAUUCAGAGAAUGUGGAGCUGUGCAAUCAAAUCUGCUGUGAACUGGAAGAGUGUCAGAAUCCUUGUCUGGAGCUGGAACCCUUUGAUUGUGGCUGUGAUGAGAUCCUUGUAUAUCAGCAAGAGGAUCCUUUGGUAACUUCUGAUCAGAUGGUUCUCCUGGUUAAGGAAGUCAUUAACAGGAGGUGUUCAGAAAUGGUCUCCAAUAGCCGGACAUCCUCCACGGAAGCCGUGGCUGGAAGUGCACCACUUUCUCAGGGGUCUUCUGGCAUCAUGGAGUUAUAUGGUUCUGAUGUAGAACCACAACCCAGUUCUGUGAAUUUCAUAGAAAACCCUCAGGACCUCAAUGGCUCCAUCCCAGCUCAGGUGGAUGUCAAUGUAGACCUUGUGAGUCCUGAUAGUGGGUUGGCAACUAUUCGGAGCAGCCGGUCUUCCAAGGAGAGCUCAGUUUUCUUAAGUGAUGACAGUCCAGUUGGUGAAGGUACUGGAUCUCAUCAUAGCCUCCUCCCAGGAUUUGAUUCCUAUAGUCCCAUCCCAGAAGGGGCAAUAGCUGAAGAACAUAAACCACAGUCUGGAGAGGAUGGGGAACAUUUCGAUCUUUUCAACUUUGACCCAGCACCCAAUGUUUCUGUGCAAUCCCAGUCAUCUUCCCGUUCGGCUGACUAUUCCCCAGCAGAUGACUUCUUUCCCAACAGUGAUUCAUCAGAAGGACAGCCACCCACAGUGCCAAAAGGACUUGAUGAGAUGAAUCUAUUAGGGAGUGACAUGUCUAAUUAUUCAGCAGGUUUACUGAUGGCAGUAGCUGAAAAAGAUAACCUUCUGGAAUUUGAUGGGGAAUUUGCCCAGAGGCAGGAAAGCCCCGGGGACCUCUCAGAAAGAACUUUGAGUCUUAAUGAUUUUGUAGGAGAAGACUCUCCUCCCUCUGAGCGCCUAAAAAAUGUUGGGACAAGAGUCCCACCAACCCCAAUGAAUAGCUUUGUGGAAAGUUCUCCCUUGACAGAGGACCCAACCUUGCUCUUCCCAGAAGACAUGCUGCAAAAAAUCAAUGACUUAGAUCGUACGGGAUCUACUCAAACCCGUAUGAGGUGCAGCAGCUGGUGGGGUGGUUUAGAAAUGGACUCUAAAAAUCCUGCCCUACUGAAUGCUGAUGCAUGGAGUUCCAGUGAACAGGAGUCUGUCUUCCAGAGCCCUGAAUCCUGGAAAGAUCAUAAGGCAAGUCUCAUUGAUAGGAGAGCUUCAGAUUCUGUAUAUCAGCAAAAGCAGCCAAGACAUGGUGGAUACUCAAAACUGGGUCCUUGGGAGACCCAACUUGAACAACACAUCAUGGAUAACACUGACACCCACCAACAAAGUGAAGACAAUCCAGAACACCAGAAACUGCCUCCUGAGACAUCCCAUGCUUCCCCUCAAGGGACAUGCCACUUGAUAAAAGACUUUGUUACUAUGUGGGAGUCCAGCUCACCUUCUGCAAUGGAAAGAGAUCCAUGGGAAAAUCCUGCAGGUGAUGGUGAUAGACUGGUGGAUUCAGAGCCCUUCCCUGCCUGGACUAAAUUUAAUAAAGAAGAUAACACCAAUACUCUGGAAAAAGCCUGGAAUGUGCCUCAGUUGGACAGAAAUCUGACUCCCCAAAUGGAUCAUAAUGAGUGGGCUAUGGAAAAGAGAGAACUUCCUUUUUCUGCAGAAGUUCCAUUGGAGAGUUCAUCAAAAACUCCAAAUAAUCAAGUGACUUCAGAAGCUUGGGAUGAGAGCAAGGGUGACACCAACAAUGUCCAUAUUGAGUCUGAGAAUCCCAGUCUUGAUUCUGACAUUAUUUGGAAUAAUUCUAAGCUGAUUAGGGAAAAUCAGGAUAGGUUCAAUGGUUCUGACAUCAGGGGAAAAUCAUUUGAAAAGGUUAACACCUGGAACUUGUAUGAAGCAAAUGAUAAGGAAGGAGCUCCAGCUCCCUGGGAAGAUUCCUUUUUAUCAUAUAGGUGCUCAGACUUUAGCGCAUCCAAUGUAGGGGAAGAUUUGGUUGCUUCUGAAUUAGAUACCAACUACUCUACUUCAGAUUCCUACAUAUCACCUACCUUUGUAGGGGAGGAAAAAGAAACUGAGGACAAAACUUUUUAUCGUGAUAUUAACAUAGCUUCUGAAGAGACCUCACUGAAUAAGUCAAAUGAUGUUGAAAAUCUUCCUCAGCCAAUGGAGCUGCCAUCAUACAGAAAUCGAAUUAGUUCAGGUCCUGAGACCCUAGAGAUGUGGACAACACAUACACCAAAUGAUAGCCAGAUUGUGACAGUCAGUUCAGAAACUAAUGUCCCUUCAAAUUCACAUAAAGAUUUGCACAACCUAGAGUAUCCAGAUACUAAGAAUUUCUUGACUGAGGAUGAUGCUGGGGAAAGUAGCCAAUCUAGUUAUGAUGAUCCUAGAAUGAUGCAGAUGUAUAACGAAACAAAUCGGCAACUAACCCUCAUGCAUAGUGGCACAGAUCCUGAGCAGGCAGCUCCUGAGAACAUCGACUUGUGGAAUAGAGUCAUUCUUGAGGACACACAGUCAACAGCAACUAUUUCCGAUCUGGAUAAUGAUUUAGACUGGGAUGACUGUAGUGGAGGAAUGGAGACUUCCAGAGAAGGUCAAGCUCAAGGAUACAUGCAUGAGAGUACAGAACCAGAAACUCGAUUUUUAGUGAAACAGCUAGAACCAUGGAGUGUUGAGAGUCAGGAGGAUAAUCAGGUAGGAUGGGAGCACCAUAUGCCCUACAACGCCUCUGAGAAAAGCAAAGAUGCCACCUUCAAUGAAUUCAAUUCAUUAGAUGAGAAAAGUGGACAACAAAUCUUUAGCAAUAUUUGGGAUACAGUCAUGAAAGAUGACAAUAUGUCAUCUUUAAUACUGCCUGACUCAUCACCCAUUGUAGAUUCAGAUGAAAACAAAUCACCUUGGGAGACUCUGAGCUCAUCAGAAAAAGUUAAAGACAGCAACAUCUCAGAUAACCUAGAAAUCUUAGAAAAUGAGCAGGAAGAAGCUUUUACUCCUGUCAUCCCUCUGGCUGAUUCUGUCAACCAGGAAAUACAAGAAAGUCCUUCAGGGGGCAAUGGAGGAUACUUUGCAACAAGGUCUGAGAGCAAAAAACAGAUCGAGCAUUCAGAUAUCUUAAAGGAUCAGAGUUAUAACCAGAGUGAAGAAGAAAAGAAUGUACAAGAAAAUAUCAGUAAGGAAUAUUUAAUUGAAGAGGAUAUAAGAAGUUCUGAGGUAGAGAGUACUUCAGGAAGUUCAGGAAAAGAGGAAUGUGACCAAGAACUGUUUUCUCCUGUUGCAUUUGAAAAUCAAGGGACUCAUGAUGACUCUGUUAAAAGUAGCUCUCCUUCAGUUGCAUCGAGUCCUCACAUCAAUGAAUUCCCAGAGGAGCUGGUGGAAUUCCAGGACAAUACCACUAACCAAGGGACUAGUGGUGCUCAAGCAAGAGCUUCCACAAAUAACCUGAAGACAAGCAAUGCCUAUGAAAAGCAUUUCAUGGAUCAGGAAAAUCCAGUUGAUACUGCUAAUAUUUUAUCAAUUCAGAAUGAAUCUGUAAAAGAGCAUGGAUUAUCUGAAAUGAACCUUGAGGAAAAUGAGACAUAUAAAAUUUUGGGACUGAAGGCUAUGCCCACAGAGAAAAUAGACAAGGUGUCUCUUAAAAGUCCUCAGAGUCUUGAUAUUUGGAAUGCAUGUGUUAGUGGAGAUUCUCAAGCCAAUGGAACAAGUCUUGAAUUAAAUGAAGACCAUGAAAUGAAAAAUAUUAGACAUCAUCUUCCUAUAGAAGAUUUUCAAACAGGAAAUGGCGAGGAUGAUAUUAUGUCCAGUGAAUAUACACACUCAAGUGCAUCAAGCCCUGAUCUAAGUGAUCCAUCUGCUGCUAUGUCCAGCUUGGGUGAUAUGAAGCCUAUGGACUAUCAGAGAAAGAAUCAAGAUGACUGGAGUGCAGAGAAUAAUGAAAACUCUGAACUUGUUUCCAUUGGUGUCCAGCCAGAAAUGGUGCCUCAAAUGGGAGACAUACAAGGGAAAAUGAUGGAUGAAAUUCAAGAGGCUGUUGAACACAAAGUUCCUAAAAGUUUAGAUAUCUGGAAUGCCCAAGUGGAUGAUGAUGACUCUCUUUCUUCUUUAUCAAGCCCAGAUGGAGGCAAUACUUCUCAAAAUUCAGGGUCUCCGGAAAGAAGUUCAGAAGGUAAUCAAUACCCCAAAAAUGAGCAUGAAAUUCCUGAAACAGCACUCAAUAAUGAUGUUAAGUCCAUUAUAACAAGCUCAGGAACUAAUAGCAGCCCUAAUGGGGAAGAUAAACUGGAGAAAGAAGUUCAUUUGAUGGCUUCCCAAGCAGAUUUGCAGAAGGAUUCUAGGAUAUGGAAUAUAUUUAAUCAAAAAAAUGUAUGUUUGACCAUAGCAGAUCAUGAAAGUCAGGAAUUUUCUGAAGAAAAAGAUUCCUGGAAAAUAACUAAAGGUGAGAGUCAAGGAAGCCCAUUUAAUGAAGACCAAAGCAGUCCUGAUCAUUGGAAUUUCUCACCUCUGAAUAAAACUGAGGAACAAGCAUCUGAAUUUAGUGAGGAGGCAAAAUAUUCUCCAGAGACAUUGAAGACUGAAGAUGUAACAACAGAGGCAUCAUUACAAAAGUCUCUCAAAAAUGAGUCAGAAGUAAAGCAUAAGUCCAAAGAGGAAAGUCUUGGAUUUUCAGCUGAGGGAGAUGAUUGGUGGGAUACUUUGCCCCCAAUAAAGAGUCCUAAGGAAAUGAAACACUCUGAUUCACAUGGUGUUUUGAAAGAGACCUCUUUUGUAAGCCAAAAGGUAGAUCCAUGGAAUGUACUCAUUCAGGGUGAUUUUGAAUCCAAGGAAAUACAUCAUGUUAAUCCUUUCACAGAUGAAAACCAGUCACCCUUUCAACAUAAUAAUGAGAAAAUGGAUCAACCACUUUGGAACAUUCAACCAACACAAAUAGUCUCAGAUACUAUACAGAUGGAGCAGUCUGAGGAAUUUGAGUCAAGUCGAGAAGAAAGGGAUUUAAAAGAACAACUCUUCAUAUCAACUGCUGCUACUGAGUCUGUGCCUAAAAGCCAUAACCAAGAACUAUAUCAAGACAGUGUUUUCCCUGCUCUGGAUCAGCCAGACUCAGAAUUUCCUCAUGCAAAUGAUUCCAUUGAUAUCAGCCCUUCCUCUCAAAUGACAAUAGAGUCCAACUCUGAAUGGAAUAGUUCUCUACCUGCUGAGAUCUCUCCAGGUACAUUUGUCCCAGAUAUUUUGCAUGACAAUUUCCAGGAUGGUAGGCAAAUUAUCUCAGCUAUGCCUGAUCUCUGGACUGAUACUGAACAGCCCUUUGCCCUGAAAGCUGAUGGUGAAAAUCCAGAUAUUUUGAGUCACUGUGACCAGGACAGCAACUCUCAGUCUUCUACCAGUCCUGAUGUGUGUCAUGAAUAUGAAAUGAAGGAAGAAACUGGGCAGCAUCUUGCCCAAGCUUCAGCCAGCCCUAGAGGGGAAGCUUGUGAGUUUUACCUCACUGAAUUAGAGGGAAAUGAAGAAGCCAAUAUGGUUACUGGACAGAAACUUGCCAUUCAUGAUGUGGGAAUGCAUUCUGAAAAACAAUUUUCCUUGAAUCCAAAUAAUGAACAAGUAAAUGUUGACAAAUUAGAUCUUUCAUUCUCUCCCAGAACUUCCUCUAAGCCUUCUGUACUGGCUAACAAUGGUAACAAUGGUGCAAACAUAGGAGAAUUCAAAAAUGAAACAACCCUAGAAAUAGCAUCAGUUUUGAGACCAUCGGAAAUGGAGAGUUUGACUGUUGAAAACACAGGCGCCUAUGCUACCAUGAUUGCCCAGACACCAGCUACUAUAGAGGUGAACAGUUCUUGCUUAUCAGGUGAUAUCUUUCCUGAAAACAAAAAAGAUACAAGUGCCCUGAUUAACACUGAAAAUUCUUUAACUGAUGAAGAGCCAGAAGCCAAUACUGGGACCCUAACAGGCUCAGGCCCUUUUUAUGAUAGAAAUGAGGCUAUUGUAGGACACAGUUUCAGUGAUGUGAUGAACACUUCCAAUGGAACAAUGAGGGGAAUGGAAGAAUCACCAUCAGAAGAGUAUAACCCUGAAAAUUAUACAGGAAGACCAACUAUUUCUCCCUCAGCAGCCACUUGGAGAGAUUUUGAAGAUGGCGCAAUGGCUACCAAUUCUGAUGAAGGAGCAAUAAAAGAACCUGAACACUUCCACUAUGGUGGUGAACCUCUUCUGGAGGAGCCUUCCACCAAACAUCCACUUAUGCCAUAUACUCCUCCCUUUGAUUUGUCAUUUCUCACAGAGGUACCCCAAAGCUCCAUGAAGGAGAAGGAAGUGCUCUCAGAUGAGGAACAAUCUUCUGAUAGUGAAAUGGAAGAACUAAUGUUCCCCACAUUGCUGUCCAGAAAAGCUACCACGAGUCACUCAGAGGAAAGAGACGAUGUUAAACCAAAUCCAUUAGAUUUUGAAGUGGAAUUUGAUUCUAGCAAGGAUCAUGAGCUAAGAACAGGAAAGAAAGUAGACACACGUAUGGAGAUGAAUGAGGACCAGAGUGCACUACAGAUGGAUUAUAUUCUUGUUGACCAUGAAGAAAACUUCUCUGAGAGGAAGGUUCCCCUUGAACCAAAGGAAAGUAAAUCUGAAUUACAAGAAGUCAAUGUCAAGCCAAAGCAAAUGGAGCUUCCAGGAGAGCUUUCAGCAGCCUCUCAGGAUAUAUCUCAGGCAGUUGCAAUAAAUGAAAGGAAAGGCCAGUCUGCAAAAGGACCUUUAAUAGAGAAUGUUUCUUACAUUGUGCCUCCAAAGCUGGAAGAUGAAAGGAUAUCUCUAGAAAGCCCUAGGCAAGAUCCCGAGUGGAUGGUCUUGGGCAGAAGUGAGGUUUACAGUUCGUCACCUGAACAGAAUUCCAGCCAGCCAGAAACAGGGAACUUGGGGUCUGGACAUUCCAUCAUGGCUGAAGAUCAGAGACUCAGAGAAGCUGAACAGAUUGAGGUCUGUGCAGAGACAAAGAAAAAAAAUCCUUAUGAAUCUUUGAGACAGGAGAAAUCCCCUCAGGGCAAACUGGCAAGGAAAAAUAAGGAUAAGAGCACAAACGAGACGGAUUCAGAUGCCCUUUUGCUAAAGGUGGUUGCCCAUGAAAACGAAUGGGAAAUGCUGUCACCCCAGCUUUCUGAAGGUAGCAGUGCCCCAGAAAAGGAAAUGGAGGAGGAAACAGAGUUUCUUGACUCUGAACCAAGAGAACUGAGUCCAAGAAGACCACUAGCAGAUGAUGUAGGAAUGGACAUCCCCUUCGAAGAGGGAGAACUAAGUCCCAAUUCUACAGACAUGAGACCUGAACCACCUAAUUCGUUGGAUCUUGAUGGCUCUCAUCCCCGGAGAAUAAAACUCACAGCCCCAAAUAUCAACCUUUCUCUGGACCAGAGUGAAGGAUCUGUUCUCUCUGAUGAUAACCUAGAGAGCCCAGAUGAAAUUGACAUCAAUGUGGAUGACCUGGACACUCCGGAUGAAGCUGAUUCUUUUGAAUACACUGUCCAUGAGGACCCAGCAGCCCUCCAAGAUUCUGGCCAGGAGGCAGAGUCCAUCCCAGAAUACACUGCUGAGGAGGAGCGGGAGGACAAUCGGUUAUGGAGGACAGUCGUGAUUGGCGAGCAGGAACAGAGGAUUGACAUGAAAGUCAUAGAGCCUUACAAAAGAGUCAUUUCUCAUGGAGGAGAUUCAGGAUACUAUGGGGACGGUCUAAAUGCCAUCAUUGUGUUUGCGGCCUGUUUUCUGCCAGACAGCAGUCGGGCUGAUUACCACUAUGUCAUGGAAAAUCUUUUCCUAUAUGUAAUAAGUACUUUGGAGCUGAUGGUAGCUGAAGAUUAUAUGAUUGUCUACUUGAAUGGAGCAACCCCAAGAAGGAAGAUGCCUGGACUAGGCUGGAUGAAAAAAUGUUAUCAGAUGAUUGACAGAAGGUUAAGGAAGAAUUUGAAGUCAUUCAUCAUUGUUCAUCCAUCUUGGUUCAUCAGAACAAUCCUCGCAGUCACACGGCCUUUUAUAAGUUCAAAAUUCAGCAGUAAAAUACAAUAUGUCAGCACCUUAUCGGAGCUCAGUGAGCUGAUCCCAAUGGAAUGUGUUCAUAUCCCAGAGAGUAUCAUCAAGUACGAUGAAGAGAGAUCUUAUAAGAGAAGUGUGAGACUGGAUGAAGAGCUGAGGGAAGCAUCCGAAACAGCUAAAGCUAGCUGCCUUUCAAAUGAUCCAGAAAUGUCUUCUAUGGAACAGGAGUAA